GCGGAGGAGCCACUCCGAGCCGUGGCAAUGGCGCUCAGGCAGAUGCUGGCCGUCGCCGUGGUGGCCGGCUGCGCGGUGGCCUUCUCCGGCGCGACGGACCACAUCGUCGGCGACCGCACCUUCUGCAACCCCAAUAUCAACCACACCCUCUGGUCCGGCAACCACACCUUCUUCGUCGGCGACCUCAUCUCGCUCCGGCACCAGAAGGGGACGCACAACGUGUUCGAGGUGAACGAGACAGGGUACAACAGCUGCACCAUGGAUGGGGUCGCCGGCAACUGGACCUCCGGCAAGGACUUGAUCCCGCUCAAGGAGCCCCGCCGCUACUUCUUCAUAUGCGGCGGCAACGGCCUCUGCCAGGCCGGCAUGAAGGUCGUCAUCACCGUCUACCCGACCCCCGGCAACGCCACCAGGUCCAGAAACGUCACCGAGUUCCACCACGGCCCAGAGUUUCUUCCAGACUGCUCUCCUGACUGCGGCACCGCUGCAUCCUCAAUCACCACUAGGCUGAUGGUCGCAGCGCUUGCAGUUGCCAUUGCUGCUGUCGCCUAGCUUAUUCCUAGGAGCUUACUGCUGUGCAUAAUUCCUAGUAGGAGAUUACUUAUGUCGCUUAAUUCGUAGUACAGGUUACCGCAGUUGCUUAAUUCGUAGGAGUUUGAUUGAAUGUAAAUCAACUGAGACAGUGCCUUUGAUGUAAGCACCAGUUGAAUUUCGAGCACAAUGUACCACUGGCAGAUAGUCUGCUACACUAUUCA
Lolium perenne is the source of this 755-nucleotide messenger RNA. RefSeq names its product mavicyanin-like. Gene Ontology annotation, cellular component: plasma membrane. Gene Ontology annotation, molecular function: electron transfer activity. The record is from RefSeq and is a predicted model, not a curated record. Lineage: Eukaryota; Viridiplantae; Streptophyta; Magnoliopsida; Poales; Poaceae.